Molecule: messenger RNA, 6473 nt
Organism: Artibeus jamaicensis (Jamaican fruit-eating bat)
Lineage: Eukaryota; Metazoa; Chordata; Mammalia; Chiroptera; Phyllostomidae
Gene: GPR174
Product: G protein-coupled receptor 174
Exons: 5
Coding region: 832-1833 (333 amino acids)
Biological process (GO): positive regulation of Rho protein signal transduction; phospholipase C-activating G protein-coupled receptor signaling pathway
Cellular component (GO): membrane
Molecular function (GO): G protein-coupled receptor activity
Source: RefSeq, a predicted model, not a curated record
AGAGAGAGAGAGAGAGAGUGCUGCCCUCUGGAAAACGGAAAUGUUCAGUGUGCACAGAGUGGCUUGCAUAUUUCACUCUGACAUCUCACUACCAUGUUUUUCAACAUGGUAAUGGUUAGUGGCUGUCAAAUGAAUUCUUUGGAGACCUAUGGAGAAAACAGAAAGAAACUAAAACGAAUUCCCUGCCAACACUUAUGAUAAAAUCUGGAUUUUCAGGAAUGAAUAAAUUGAUCCAGCCAGAUUCCCCAUGGCUUCCUCAGUAAACCCUAUUACUCUGAUUAAGAAAUUCUACCAGCACUGGAGAAAACACUUUCAACACAUAACAGAAAAACUCCCAGAAAAGGUGGUGUAUCUACAUUGAUCAUCUCUGAAGAGCUGCAGACCUACUGAGUACUUAAACAAACCUUUCUUUUAUGUGAACCAUAAAAAGGAAAAACAGCCUGCCAAACACCUGUAAAGUGAUGACUAUUAUCAUAUGAAAGUUAAAAGAACUGCUAUAUGACAUGUUCAUGAUUCAAACAAGAGAGAAUCAACUGUUGUGAUGUCCCAGAAGGCCUUAUGACGAAGUAAAGAAAGGGGGAAAAUUAUAACAGCUUGUCAUCUCUCUUUGUACAUUAGACUUCCAUGUAGUUACCGUAGACAAAUCAAAGCAAGCAUGAAAGUAGUUCUUUGAAAAUCAUAUCUAGAGGCUGAGAUCUACACAUAAGAAAUUUAUCUUAUAUUUAGCCUAUCCAGCUCAUCAAUAAUUAAUCUUUAAGAAAGAGCAGCAAUUGAUCGUGAAUAUAGGUUUUGAAUUGCCAUUUGGCAAAGACAGUUUCUGUGGGAAGAAAAAUGCCUACUAAUGACACAUGUGCUGAGCCAGAUGGACACAUUACAGAUUUACGAUACUUUAUCUACGCAGUGACAUACACUGUCAUUCUUGUGCCAGGUUUCAUAGGGAACAUAUUAGCCUUGUGGGUAUUUUAUGGCUAUAUGAAAGAAACCAAACGAGCUGUGAUAUUCAUGAUAAACUUAGCCAUUGCUGACUUACUACAAAUUCUCUCCCUGCCUCUGAGGAUCUUCUACUACUUGAAUCAUGACUGGCCAUUUGGGUCUGGCCUCUGCAUGUUUUGUUUCUACCUAAAGUAUGUCAACAUGUAUGCAAGCAUCUAUUUCUUGGUCUGCAUCAGUGUGAGACGAUUUUGGUUUCUCAUGUACCCCUUUCGCUUCCGUAACUGCAAACAGAAAUAUGACCUAUACAUCAGCAUUGCUGGCUGGAUGAUCAUCUGCCUUGCCUGUAUGCUCUUUCCUCACCUGAGAACCAAUGAUGACACCUCAGGCAACAGAACCAAAUGCUUUGUAGACCUUCCUACCAGGAAUGUCAAUGUGGCUCAGUCCGUUGCCAUGAUUACCAUUGGCGAGUUGAUUGGGUUUGUCACUCCUCUUCUGAUUGUCCUAUAUUGUACCUGGAAGGCUGUUUUAUCACUGCAAGAUAAAUAUCCUGUGGCCCAAGACCUUGGAGAGAAAAAGAAAGCCUUGAAGAUGAUUCUAACUUGUGCGGGAGUAUUCUUAAUUUGCUUUGCACCUUAUCACUUCAGUUUUCCUUUAGAUUUUCUGGUCAAGUCCAACAAAAUUAAAAGCUGCCUAGCCAGAAGGGUGAUUCUGAUAUUUCAUUCUGUUGCCCUGUGUCUUGCUAGUUUGAAUUCCUGCCUUGACCCAGUCAUAUAUUACUUUACCACUAAUGAGUUCAGAAGACGGCUUUCAAGACAAGAUUUGCAUGAUAGCAUCCAACUACAUGUGAAAUCCUUUGUGAGCAACCAUGCUACUUCUACUAUCACAACCGAAUUAUGCUAAAUAAAAAAAUAAAUGUGGCUGGAAAUGAAAAAAUAUCAGAAUACAUUUGUAAUGUCCCAAGCUACUAGAAAGUAAUCACAGGAAGCACUCACAGAUUUUUUUGUUAUGUUCUAUCUUACCUAUGUGAGGAAUUCACAUCUUUAUAUCAGAACCUAUUUAGAGCAUUAUACUCUACCAUCGUUGAUGUCCAUGCAGUAAUUUGUCACCAUGUCUUUAAGACUUGAACUAUAAAAUUUCAGUGACAUCCUGUACACAUAUGCUCUCAACUAGAGUUAGUAGUUUUAUCUGUGAACCUAAGACACAAAGAGACAAUUACUUUGGUGUCAUUAUAAGCACUUAGUUUGUUACAAUGGACACAGUAUUUAGAGGCAAUGUAGUUGUCUAUACUGGUAACUACAGUUUAUAUUCCAAUAUCGUAUUUUGGUUAUAUAUUAAGUAGGAUGGACAAUAUAUUAUUAUGUGAAAAUAAAGUGUUACAAACAUGGGAUCACUUUUACCUCCCAUGUGUGAUUACACUCUAAGGUUUGAAGACUCAAAUAGCUAUUUUAUUCACUUCAGUGUCAAUAUGAAACAUCAUCUGUCACACCUAUUCAUAGAAUGAAAAUCUGAACUUGGGCCUUUAUUAUGUUAAUAGUAAGGACAAGAAACAGAUUCACCUAAAAUAACUUUCUAAACUGCCAUAUGAAAUCCACCCAGGGCAGAUAGCUUGUCAAAGUCCAUACAAUGUGACCUAUAUAAAUGUGACCGAAAUUACCUCUAUAAUUCAGGAGACAGCAGAUAGGUCACAAUCACAAUUUGGUUCCCUUAAAUUAUUUCUGAAUAUCACCUCUGGAAAUGCAUGUACCUGCCUUGUAAAGGGCAUUUCCACCAUGCUUCCAGAGUGAUGUUGAAGUACCUCUGACAGAUUACUGCAUUUUUGAGCCUAUGAAAUAAGCAAUGCAUUAAUUAAUCACCAAGCUUAGAUCAGAGGAAAAAGAAGUAGAGUGGGUAGAGCUCUUAAAAUCCUUACCAUAUUGUAUUUCUUCUUUUAAAUUAGGUGGCAACUGUUAAGCUACAUCCAUUAGCAAGAGUUGGGUUUGAAAGCAGCUAGGCAUGUGGGUCCUAGUCUUCAGUAAUUUGUCUGGUCCACCUUCACCUCAGUGGUACCAUUCUGAGGUCAGUAUAGCCUACCUCCCUGCAGCUAGAGAAGUCAUUUUUUUCACCUUUAAAAAAAAGUGCAUAAGAUUAAUUUUGGCAGCAUCGGACACUCCUCACAAUGCCUUGCCUGCUACCUGUUUGGUACUAGUAUCAGGAAAUAGAACCAGGAUGUGAAUAGUAAUUAAACCUGAGAUCUUAAAUAUUUCAAUACUAUAAAACAUGUUUUAUCAAAAAGCUCUAACUUAAAAAAUGCUCUACUCAAAAAUGUGUGCUGUAUAAUAAAGACACAUGCUACUUUGGAAGGACUAUGGAAGUUAACCCAUGGUUUCAUCAUAUUUAGAAGAAAGGAGUUGUUUUAGGCACACAGUUAUGAUACUAAUAUGUUUAGGGGAGGGAAAGUGGUGGAAUAUCUAAGAUAAAUAGAAAAUUUUCUAAUGUUUUCUCUGGACAAGAGUUGGUAUUGUUUGUACUUUGUUAUUAAAAUAAUACCUUAUUAGAAGACUGAUGUUGUGCUGCUAGCAGUAGUGUAUCUAUCUCCUAAUUAUAAAUUGUAAGGUACAUAUUUUGAUGUGUUAAAUAAGUGUUGUGAUUUUAGAAAGAGUAACUAUGUCUGGUCUGUUUGCCUUAAAGUGAUUUGUGUUUGGAUAUAAUUUAGUGUUGUAAUGGGUUCACAAUUAAGAAUUUGUGGGUACUUGGAAUGGAAGAGUCUUGCCUAUAGUAUAUGUUUUUACUAUUUUCUACAUAAGCAUGAAUUAUUCUUCUUAUUGUCAUUUUGUGAGAUCAGUAACCCUAUUUUAUUAAAAUAUUAAUUUCUCUUUAAACAUAUCAUUUUUAAAGGGGAGGGUAAAUAUUAUCAGGGGAUUAUUAAACUUUUUAGAGAAAUGGCUGAGGUUGAAGCCCACUUACUAGACAGCCAGAAAGCCCUGGCAGAUCAUUUACAUCAUUCAAGGAGAUAAGUGUCCAGUAUUCUUAGGCUGCUUAGCUAUGACCACCCUUUCUCUUCAGAACUGUCCAUCUGAAUUUGUAUUCAUUGCUCUGAUUUACUUUAUCUACUCCUCCUCCCCAUCAAUAUGUUUAGUCUUCUGUCUUAUUCCUUUGUUCUGCAUAUCAGUAAUCUGGUCAAAUUAUUCACACUAAGAUGCUAAUGUGCUAAUGUUAGCUUAGUAUGAAUUUUCCAAGGAAUAUCUAAAUUUUAGGCCUUGGAAAUAAACCUUAACUCAAACUAUUAAUCCCUCACUUUUAAUGGAGGGAAUUAAAAACAUUGAAACAGAGUGGAGGAGAAGAUACUUUGAAGAAGUGGGUUUUACAGCACUGUUUUUCAGAUUAUAUAUGUAGCAAGUGUUCACCUACUUGGUUUAUCAUAAUGGGGAUGCCAAAUUCUAAGACAUGGAUCUACAAGCAUGGCUAUCAGUUUCUCAGAUCUCUGCUUUCUUUCUUUUUAACUUUUCCCUUUCCAACUCUGGACCUGAUUUUCAGGGGAAAAUCUAAACUAGGAGAGAAGUACUGCUAUAGCUGGUAUCCAGACAGCAGCUUCCUCUCUGAGCUUCUUUCCUUGGAGAAACUUUUCUCUGAACCUCCAUUUAUCACUCUCCAGGUUCAGCAAAAUCAGGGUACAAAAAGUUAAUAUCCUGAACUAUAGUAAUAUACAAUUCAAGAUAAAUAAGCUCUCAUUUUCUAUAUAAAGUUAUUUAAGUUCUGAUUCCACAUAUAUGUGUGUGUAUGUAUGUAUGUAAUUAUUCCAACAAGACAGAUUUUGAAUAUGAGGGAUUUAUAUGUUACCAUUAUUCCCAUUAUUAUAAUUAUUAUUUUAUUCAUAUGUUUUAUAUGUUUUCAUUUUUACUCAGUUAAAGAACUAAUUCUAUUAACCUAUAAUUCUGUGAGAAGAGCCAUCUGCCAUAGGAACAACAAAUCAAGUUACCUUGGUCUGAAACGGUGCAUAAGCAGAAAUCUUGUGCAACUUCACUUUUAUUUUAUAUUUUUGUUUUUUACUCCCAAGACACUGUAAAAAUGUUGCACUUGGUAUCUAGUUAUUUAUGCCUAUAAUUUAAAAAUAUACAUUUUAAUAAUAAAGAUGGUCUCUGUAAUUAUAUAGACGUUUUCUGCCUCCAGAAGUCAAUUUGUAUUUAGUCACUUCUUAAGCUCACUGAUAUACAUGGGGAUCUUUGUCAGUGUUCUCACACAUGGAUGAAUACUGUGAGGUGCUACUCUCCUUUUCUCUCCCUGAAGAGGUUAAUGCUUUCCUCCAAUGGAAAGAUGAGCCAUUUCCCCCAUCUUACCCUACCAUUUAUCCAUACCUUGCAUAGAUAAAUUCAUUACCAUCCAUACCCUACUAAGAUUAUUCUCCACUGCCAGGUUUUGACCAAUUUCAUUUGAAUGACUUAAAACCCUAUAUUUUCUAGAGUAUACAAUCUGUGGGUAGAAAAGGAGAUGAGGUGACAGAGGAAAGGUUUUUUGCUAUAGUCUUAAAGCUUGUUAACAAUUAAGUAUCUGAGUUUUGUUGUGCAUUGGCAGAAAGAAAAAUCUAUUCCCUAUCCCUGUACUUUACUGUCCCUGUCUCUUCUUCUGAAAACAGUUCUAUUUUUUUAAGUGAAGUCAAAACAAUUGUCUCUGAAUCUCUUUUCAUCUUAGUUAUCUUUUUGGCACUUUGUAUCCCCAGUAGUUUCAGAUAUCUUCUGUAAAAACCAAUAUGUUAGGAAUUAUGCAUUUCGGCUGUUGCAGAAAGAUUUUCCUAGGAAGUGGUAAAUGUUUUCCUAAGGAGAAAUUUCUGAUGUGUUGGUAGAUCUGAAAAAAAUAGUGGGAUAUAAAUAUGGGAUCUGCUCCAUGCUCCAAAUGUCCUCAAAUCAUAUAUAUGCCUCUUCUGUGCGUUCCCAAAAGUAACUUUACUAUAUUCACUAUCAUACUUGGGUGAGGGGAGUGAGUAAGAGAUAAACUGUCAAGUGAAUGUGACUAUUUUAACUCACUUAUUCCUCAGUUGUUAAAGAAUGUAAUGUGUGUUUGGAGAGCAGGCAGUUAUAACUUUCUUAAAUUUCACAGACCAUUUCCUCAGCAGAAUUUCCUCAGCCUUAACCACUCAUUUCACUUUGCCAAGAUCAUAUUUCUUCUAUUUGUUGACUAAGUUUUCUUCAUGUAACCCCUUACUGCACAUUUGCUGGUUCAGCUAUAGGCACACUACUUCCUUAAAGUCUUACAUUUUCCUUCUUGGAUCUCUUCAAACAACAGAGAAACUGCCCUUUGGGGGGUGGUGUCUGUUGUUAAGCCUAUCUCCUUGACCCUAGUUUCUUCUAUUUUGCAGGAGCUUCAGAAGCAGAACUGAGGCAGAACUAGGAUCUUUGGUCUUCAAGUUUAACUCUGGCCAAUAAUUGAGAGAUUUUUUCCCAGCCUUUUCUAAACAAUGCUGAUUAUACACAACUUGUACAAAGAUUGGUAUAUUUCAUACCUUUGAAAUAUAAAUCUAAUCAGGAUAAACAUAGACAACUCAAAAUAACAAUGGCCCAAGUUUUAAG